AAUUUCUAGUUUUUAUUUCCCACGGCUUAUUAGAAGAAUAAAAUACCUAUAGAAAAAUGAAGUUUUAUUGUACUCGUUUAAUGAAUUGAGAAAGUACAGCAUUAUUUUUUAAUUGGAAAAACUUAUCAUCGUUAGGUUUAAGAUGACAGACUUUUCUGCUUGGUAUAAAGAUUUACCAUUUUUCACAAAAUGGUGGCUUACUCUGACAGCAGCUUUUACAUUGGCUGGUCGAUUUGGAAUACUUUCCCCUUACCAGUUUGUGCUCAUAUAUGAACCAUUUAUAAAGAAAUUUCAAAUAUGGCGACCAAUUACGGCUUUAUUAAUGUAUCCAUUGUCUCCCGGCAAUGGGUUCCAUUUUUUAGUUAAUUGUUAUUUCCUCUAUAGUUAUUCUCUGCGAUUGGAAACAGAUUCAUAUGAUGGAAGACCGGCUGAUUAUUGUUUUUUACUUUUAUUUAACUGGAUGUGUUGUGUUAUAAUUGCCUUACUAGCUGAAAUUUUGGUUUUAAUGGAUCCUAUGGUAUUAAGUAUACUUUAUGUAUGGUGCCAACUAAAUAAGGAUGUAAUUGUAAGUUUCUGGUUCGGUACUCGCUUUAAAGCCAUGUACUUGCCUUGGGUAUUAUUUGGAUUCAACUUUGUUAUAUCCGGAGGAGGACUGCAAGAAUUAGUUGGAAUUAUUGUUGGUCAUAUAUAUUUCUUCCUUAUGUAUAAAUACCCACAAGAGAUGGGUGGACCACAACUGAUACAGACACCUGCAAUACUGUACAAAAUUUUUCCAAACCAAAGAACAGUUCACAGUUUUGGUCAACCGCCAACUAGAACGACACCAGCAGCAAAUGAACCUCAACAACAGGGUGUAAACAGAGGUGUCUUUCAGCGUCAUAACUGGGGGAGAGGCAACGUAUUAGGACAGUGAUAACUGAUAAAUAACAAGUCUGAAUCAAUGUUUUUUUUCAUCUUAAAAAUAUCUUUCAUCUAAUAUAAAUUUAUUAGAUGCGGAAUGUGAUUUGUUUUUUAAAUUUUAUUAUUAAGUUAUAAGUAGUAUAGAGGUGAGAAACUUUUGUGUAAAAGUGGUCCAGGAGAUUAUAAUUUUGGGUAUUGGCUAACGCGUAAUUUUUUUUAUUGUAAUUAUUUUGUAUUAUGAAAAUAAUCACUGUAAAAUAGAGAACUACAUAAUAUUAGUAAGUAAAAAGAAAAUUCUAUAGACUAUUGCUUUAAAUUAUAAUACUAAAUUAUUUAAAAAUAAAGUUGUUUAUUUGGUAGAACGUAAGUACUGAAAAUUUAAUUUAAACUAAAGAUUUAAUAUAUUUACACAUAAUAUUUUGAAAUUAUAUAAAUUAUAAUAAAUAUAGUUUUAUUUGUUUAA
Messenger RNA from Adelges cooleyi (spruce gall adelgid), 1363 nucleotides. Its product is annotated as derlin-1-like. Gene Ontology annotation, biological process: endoplasmic reticulum unfolded protein response. Lineage: Eukaryota; Metazoa; Arthropoda; Insecta; Hemiptera; Adelgidae. Bases 143 to 913 code for a protein of 256 amino acids. The transcript has 7 exons. Gene Ontology annotation, molecular function: ubiquitin-specific protease binding; misfolded protein binding. Gene Ontology annotation, cellular component: endoplasmic reticulum membrane; Hrd1p ubiquitin ligase ERAD-L complex. The record is from RefSeq and is a predicted model, not a curated record.